CUAUGGUGGCGCUAGCAUCGUACCUAUACGUCAAUUCUUCGUCAAAAAAGAGCGCUUGCGUGCUCGUUCUUUUUCGGAUUAGUUUCCAUCUUGAUCACAUUUUUUAAGGGUCGUAUUCUCGAAAACAAAUUAUGGCAGACAUUGAAGAAACCCACUUCGAGACCGGAGACUCUGGCGCCUCUGCCACCUAUCCCAUGCAAUGUUCGGCCCUACGUAAAAACGGUUUCGUCAUGCUGAAAGCGAGGCCCUGCAAAAUCGUCGAAAUGUCCACGUCCAAGACCGGCAAGCACGGACACGCCAAAGUUCACUUGGUCGGAAUUGAUAUUUUCUCAGGUAAAAAGUAUGAAGAUAUCUGUCCCUCUACACACAACAUGGACGUACCUCACGUCAAACGCGAAGACUAUCAGCUGACCGACAUUUCCGACGACGGCUACUUAUCCCUAAUGUCAGACAACGGCGAUUUACGCGAAGAUUUGAAAAUUCCAGACGGCGACGUCGGCUCUCAGUUGCGCACCGAAUACGAUGCUGGCAAAGAUAUAUUGUGUACCGUACUCAAGUCUUGUGGCGAAGAGGUUGUAAUUGCAGUAAAGACAAAUACUGCCCUGGACAAAUAAUGGCAUGGCGUAAAAGUGAGGGCCAGAAAUAAUAAACGGACGUCACUGUUCUUGAUCCACCUAGCAGAGGUCCCUCGCGAAAUUCCCCAUCAAAUUUUUACAAUAAGCUAUUAUAUUUGUAUUGGACCAGCAGCGUUAACAGCUUAAUGGGUAAAAGUCGAUUGUCCUACAAUUAUUUGUAGGGUGUUCAAUUUUUACAAAAAAUUGUACUUUUAUUUGUUGGCAAAACAGCUAUAAUUGUUCAAUAAAAAUGUAAAUUUUUUUAAUAAUCAAUUUUUUUAUCUUGUGUCUUUUGCGGAAUCGCCUCUUUCUGGCCUCCUGAUCUUUUGGUAACUGGUUUAUUUUUGAAUAAUUUCUGUUUUGUCCAGAACUGGGCGAUUCUCCUCCUAAUCUUGUUGACCUAUGAUUUAAUUGAAUAAAAUAUAACUUUUUUUUAAAGGACUCGUUUUGAUAUUGUUUAGGAUAAGUUUGAUUCAAGAAAAAAAAAAACAAGCAAUAACCUUUGUUUUUUUGGGUUAUGCAAUACUAUUGGUUGAAAAUAUAAUAAAAUUCCGUUUGA
This is a messenger RNA of Ceutorhynchus assimilis (cabbage seed weevil), 1173 nucleotides long. The record is from the annotation of a GenBank genome assembly. NCBI's taxonomy places the organism in Eukaryota, Metazoa, Arthropoda, Insecta, Coleoptera, Curculionidae.